GAUACGCUCGUGGACGUACAGAGGAAGUAACAGUUUUACCAGUACUGAAAACUGCAGGCGAUUGUUUGUAAGAUUUACAGAUACAAUUCUGUAAAUCAAGUCAAGGAACCAGACGAGGCGCUUUAAGGUCGCGCUGCUGGUCGCUUUAUUUCCCCACCAGGAGCCAAAAUGACGGCGGCGGUGUUUUUCGGCUGCACCUUCAUCGCCUUCGGCCCAGCCAUCGCUCUGUUCCUGUUUACCAUCGCCCGGGAACCGCUGAGGGUCAUUUUCCUCAUAGCAGGUGCAUUUUUCUGGCUGGUGUCUCUGCUGCUGUCCUCUCUGGUGUGGUUCAUCUCGGUUCAGAUCAGUAAUAAGGACAGUGCUGCACAGCAGAAAGGCCUCCUCAUCUUCGGCGUGGUGCUGUCCGUCCUGCUGCAGGAAACCUUCCGCUUCGCUUACUACAAGCUGUUGAAGAAAGCGAAUGAAGGCCUCCUCGCUCUCAGUCAGGAGGAAACCAUGCCGAUCUCCAUUAGGCAGCUGGCCUACGUGUCCGGCCUCGGCUUCGGCUUCAUGAGUGGAGCGUUCUCGGUGGUCAACAUCCUGGCUGACUCUGUGGGGCCGGGGACGGUGGGGAUCCACGGAGACUCGCAGCACUACUUCCUGUCCUCAGCCUUCAUGACCAUGGCCAUCAUCCUGCUUCACAUGUUCUGGGGCGUCGUCUUCUUUGACGCCUGUGAGAAGCAGCGCUGGUGGGCGGUGGCUGCCGUCGUCGUCAGCCACCUCGUCGUUUCUUGUCUGACCUUCCAGAACCCCGAGUACGUGGCCAGCCUGGUUCCCACCUACGUCAUCCUGUUCCUGAUGGGCGUCUGGGCCUUUUACUCCGCUGGCGGUUCACUCAGGAACCUCAAACUCUGCCUCACCUGCAAAGACAAAGACUUCCUGCUCGCCAACCACCGGCCCAGAUAACGCAGCACGCCAGGCAGUGUGCAGGACUCUCAAACCAAAAAUCCCCGAGUUCACACACACACACACACACAUUCACACACAAUAAAACCAGUGCCGGAGGAGUGUUAGAUCCUCUGUUAAUCUGCUGUUUCACUUAAGAGGUGUUUCAUCAUCUUAAGUCUAAAAACAUAAAGGUAAGAUCAGCAGAAGUUCCUCAAAGGAAACAAAGAUCAGUUUGUUUUUAUGGACUGAAUUUACAUCUAAUGAUGAGGUUCUGUUCAACGAUACACAAUAUCUGUGCGUCUCCCCAGUUUGUUGCCUGAUGCACUAAAAGAAACAGCAGAUGAACGAAUCUGCAAAGAUAUUUUAAGUUGGCGACACUCAUUACAUUCUGUACAUAUUCUAAUGUUUUCAGCUUUCCCGACAGCUGUCUCCUUUCAAAUGUGUCAAAUCUUUCAAAGGGUGGAUUUAUCACGUACGAACAAAACUCUUUGUGUAUAUAUUUAUGCAUUUUUAAUUCCCCGAUGUGUAGAUAGUGAGAAGUUUUAUCCUUUUUUUCAAGAUGUGAGACGUUGUCGUUAGUCUGUAUAAGAACUUGCCUUUGAUUUGAAAUGAACACAGAUUCACAGAAGCCGAGAGGGAACGCGACCGGUAGGUUUGUUUUAGCUUCACUUAUCUUGAGGUCGCGACUUAAGGCUUUAGACUCCACACUUGAGCAUUAAAAUCUCAAUCAAAGAUAACAGGAAACUAAUUAAAUUUGCACAUUGCGUCUGGUUUUUCCAGCUGUUAUCAGAAAGAGUUUGUCCCACUGCUGUUCCCGCCCUGAGAGGCGAGCAGCUCGGACUGAGAGUGAAGCUAAAGUGGAGAAAAAAGCAGAUUAAUUGAUCCUCAGUUAAUCAGAUUCUACAAUCGAGAAGCUCUGAUAUCUGCAGCGGCUUUCACUCACCUGAUUUUUCUGUGAUCUUGUGGAAGAAUAUUUCUUCUGUCAUGAUUUUGAGAAGAAAAUAUUUGAUACAACUGACUAACGAGAUACCGAAAACCUCUGAGGGUAAGGGGUCAAAUAAAAACUCAGCUUCCACACAGUUCGCAUUAAUAGAAACAUUUCAUAUACUUUAUUUCUCGGUCCUCUAUGUACUCAAACACAACUACGAAUUCAUAAAAAUGACCAUGAACAGGUGGAAGUUUAGGCUCAGAGAUCUUUGAAUGUUUAUUUUCUUUGAUGCCUUUCUUAUGUUUUAGUUUUAGAGCGUUAACAUGAACAGUGUCUCAUCUGAAAUUCCAAACAACGAAUGUUUUUGUUUGCUCCUGACUUUGUUUGGUCGUUGAUCUGCUUGUACAGUUUGUAUAGAUCACAGUCUGCCGUGCUUCAUGACGAUGGGAUGGAUGUUAACAGCCAGUUAAAGAUGUAAAUUAUAACCUUUUGUGAUCGGCAUGGUUCCUGCUUCGUGCUGCCACUUAACUCCACGCAGAAUCGAAUCUGGUUUGUUCACAUAAGGAGAGAAGACUUGCAUUUUAUUAGGUACACUUAGCUCAAACAAAUGCAGACCAGCAGUCAUCCAUUAAAGGUCCAGUGUGUAAGAUUUAGGGGGGAAUUGAAUAUAAUAUUCAGGAGUUUGUUUCCAUUAGUGUAUAAUCACCUGAAAAUAAAAAUUGUCAUUUUCAUUACCUCACAAUGAGCCGUUUAUAUCUACAGAGGGAGCAGCUCCUCCUCCACAGAGUCCGCCAUGUUUCUACAGAAGCCCACAACAGACAAACCAAACACCGGCUGCAGAGACGGCCUUUCACUUUUUGGUAACAACCAUAGGUUCUCUGACGCACUUGAAAGAGGAGGUUGAGGUGAGGAGUAUUCAGUUGGCCGCAGUCUGCAACCUCACCACCAGAUGCCACUAAAUCCUACACACUGGUCCUUUAAGUCCCCCUUAAUGAAGGUUUGAAUGUUCAGUUUGUGUCCGGCUUUUGGAGGAUUUAAUAUGUGUGCUGCUGUUGAACUGUAUUCCAUUAUACAGGAGGGUGUUAGUUAUUCAGUCUGCACUCUUUGAUACAAACGAGGUGGUCAAAAGAAUAGAAACACCUGUCAGUAUAAUUCAGCACCACCACAGACGUUCACGUCUCCCUCAGAAUGAAUUAGAAAUAGUUUGGUGAUCUUAACUUUUUUCUAGCACCAGAUAAUUUGUUGUAUUUGUCCACUACUUUGGUUUAUGACUAAAUACUUUAAAAACCAAUGAGCCUCAGCUGUACUUUCUGUCUAGCGCCAAUUAACAACUUUUACCAGGCUAACACGUUAAUCUGAUAUGGUGCACAUUACAGCUGCUAAAUUUUAUAGUUCAAGAUUUAAGUCUUCAACAAGGAAUUUUGGAGCUGAGCGCCACGUGCAGUCCGAAGGUAUCGAGAAGGAUAACAUGAGACUCGUUCUUCAAGUCCUGCUGCAACAUGUAACUUCACGCAGAAAUCUACAGAAAACAAUCAUCCAUUUCAUGGAGGCUUUAAUGAGCAGUCUGCAGGGCACAAAGCAGGCGCCAGGUUUCCAGUUGUGUGAGUGGGUGUGUGUGUGUGUGUGUGUGUGUGUGUGUGUGUGUGUGUGUGUGAUGGGCAGAAGUCUUGCACCUCAGAGGGAUGCUUCAGUUUCCACGCCUGUAAAGAUGAGGAGCUGUAGGAGUGUGUAUGUGACCUUAAACGACUCGACCCACAUCAAAAAAAAAAAAAAAAAAAAACACAGAAAAUACUUCCACUUUUUUUAACAUUGUCCCUUAAAGCCUCCCCCCUCUCUGCCCCCCCCCGGCUUCUCUCCUGCUCCUGUUUCCAUUUAUGAAAGCAGACACCUCCUGGCUGGGCGACACAAAGCCUGCUGGGGUCUCUGAGGACUUCGGUCAGUCAAAGGCCUUUUUACCCAGACAGCAGACAGACAGACGCAGGAAGCGUUUCCUCUGCCGAAAACCAGACUUUUCACAUGCUAAUACCAGUCUGUGCAGCUGGUGACACUGGGGUCGCCUCAGCAAUAUUCAGGGUUUGUGUUUCCUGUCAGGUAUCGGGAGGUUAUAUGUUCAGGUUCAGAUCAGGUCGUCACAGUCUGAACAGGAACCAGAGGACAUGCGGCAGACAGGAAAACACUUUCUCUUUGAUGGGUUGUAGAAAAUGCUGCCUGAAAUAUUGGACAUGAGACUUGAAGCCCUCUAGAAGCUACAUUAUUCACUACUUCAUCAAUUUAGUUUGCAAAGUUAGUUUAAAUCUGUCAUUUUUCUUUGCCUGAAUUUCAUAUGAAUUUUCUUUAUUCAAUGCAUUCAUUUAAUUUCAUACUUCGUUGUACAAACUCCAGAACCAGAUUUGCUGCUGAGGAAUAUGAGGACAGGGUUAAUGUUGUGUUCUGUAGGAUGCUGUGCUCUCUGUUCCCUCCACAGGCUGCUGUGAUGCUCCGCCUGCUGUGGACCACAGGGGGGCGCUGUUCUCAUGGCUCAUGGCCGCACAGUUACACCUGUCGGGUUCAGGUGCUUAAGCGCAGCUCGCAGUUAGACGGUUUAAACUGAUGGGUCCACUGGGUUUGAAGUUUUCUUAGUUAUAUUAUUUAAUUUGAUUUUAAA
This is a messenger RNA of Chelmon rostratus (copperband butterflyfish), 4499 nucleotides long. RefSeq names its product APH1B gamma secretase subunit (gene aph1b). The transcript is spliced from 6 exons. Bases 169 to 945 code for a protein of 258 amino acids. The record is from RefSeq and is a predicted model, not a curated record. Lineage: Eukaryota; Metazoa; Chordata; Actinopteri; Chaetodontiformes; Chaetodontidae. Gene Ontology annotation, molecular function: protein-macromolecule adaptor activity. Gene Ontology annotation, cellular component: gamma-secretase complex; endoplasmic reticulum; membrane. Gene Ontology annotation, biological process: positive regulation of catalytic activity; Notch signaling pathway; protein processing.